This is a messenger RNA of Bufo gargarizans (Asiatic toad), 2535 nucleotides long. Its product is annotated as oocyte zinc finger protein XlCOF7.1-like. The transcript is spliced from 8 exons. The record is from RefSeq and is a predicted model, not a curated record. The coding region runs from base 233 to 1459 and encodes 408 amino acids. NCBI's taxonomy places the organism in Eukaryota, Metazoa, Chordata, Amphibia, Anura, Bufonidae.
GUCUCCCCCAUACAUGUAGUGUCCAGCGGUGCAGGUGGAGUUCCUGAAAAACACCUUUAAGCCACAUCGCCCAAUCUUUGUCAUUGAGCUUGGUGAUGUAAGGCUGGAAAUCCAUGCCAUGAAGCUCCUGGUGAACAAUUUUCAUGCUGAUGUUAAUGGCAAGGUUUGUACAAUAUAAAAUCUUCUUUGUGAAUAUCUUCUGCAUCAAAUUUUCCUGAACAACCUGUAAAGGAUGAAUAAGGACAGGAUCAAGAUGGCAGAGAGCAUAUUAAGUCUCACUCUAGAGCUCCUCUUCCGGCUUACUGGAGAGGAUUACAUUGUAGCAAAGAAGACCUCUAGUGAGCGCUGUCAGGCCCCUGUGUCUGAAGGACGAAGAAGAACUCUGAGCCCAACCACAGGGCCUCCAUCUCGCUCCCAUGAAGAAGCCAAUGAAGAGAAGAUCCUAGAACUCACCAACAAGAUAAUUGAGCUGCUGACUGGAGAGGUUCCUAUAAGGUGUCAUGGAGUAUAUUUCUCCAUGGAUGAGUCAAAGUGUUUAGAAGGACACAAGGAAUUGUACAAGGACAUCAAGAUGGAGGAUCAACAGACCCUCAUAUCACCAGUUACAUCCAGUAAGAGAGCAACAGCAGAGAGAUGUCCCAGUCCUCUUCUUCCACGGGAUGGUUCACCAGAACAUGUUCCACAGGAUGAUCAGCUUUUCAAUCCAGAUAAAGACCUGAACAUUAUUAAGGUUACAGAGACUUAUGUGAGGGAUGAUGAGCAAAGUAUAGAGGACAUUCCAGAUAACUGCCCAGAUGACUGUACCAGGAGCUCAGAGGAGCAUCUGAAAUCCUCAGAUUUCAAAACAGAUGAUAGUGAUGAUACAUUCGAAGAACAUGUCAUUAUCCUAGAUAUACCCUCAGCCCUUGACGACAAAGAUCUAUCAUCUGAUCCUUUCGAACAUGUUCAGUCUUCUGAUUCUUCACAGUCUGUUAAGCAAAACAAAGGACACAGAAUAGGGGAUGGGCGUCAAAGAGCUCGCUCAGAGGAGAAGCCAUUUCCUUGUUCGGAAUGUGGAAAAAGUUUUAAACAGAAAUCCGAUCUCGGGAAACAUCAGAGAAUUCACACAGGGGAGAAGCCAUUUUCGUGUUCGGAUUGUGGGAAAUGUUUUAUCCAGAAAUCAGAUCUUGUUAUACAUCAGAGAAUUCACACAGGGGAGAAGCCAUUUUCAUGUGUCGAAUGUAAGAAAUCUUUUAAAAAUAAGUCAGCUGUAGUUAGACAUCAGAAAACUCACAAAGGGGAGAAGCCAUUUUCAUGUUUAGAGUGUAAGAAAUAUUUUAGCAUGAAAUCUGCUCUUAUUAGACACCAGAAAGGUCACUCAGGGGAAAGGCCAUUUCCAUGUCCAGAAUGUGAUAAACGCUUUAAUCGGAAAUCACAUCUUCUCUACCAUCAGAAACUUCACACAGUGGAGAAGCCCUAGAAAUGUUCUCAAUGAAGGAAGUGUUUUGUGCACAGAUCGCAGCUUCUUCUAAUCCAUGAACACAGGGAAUAGCCCUGUCUUUUAGGCACAGUCAGAGUAAGGUCAGGAGAAAUGAAGAUCAUUUACAGCACUAAUUGAUGACUAAGAAAUGUUUUUAGUUACUAAUAAACGUCUUUUACUCAAAAGUAGAGUCCAGAUAACCCACCUUUACGUCAAUCCUGUGCUCAGAAUAUUUCUCAUUAGUGUAUAUAUAACUGCAUCGUAGAACGAGUACACUUCUCCUAACCAGUAGGUGCUUUUCUCAUUAGGACGAGCAUUCUCCUUCCUCAGGUUAACGAUCACCGUGGGUAAAGACAGGGGGACAGGACAGUGACAGUAGCUGCCAUAGACAGGUGAUUGUUCCUGCUGCUAAUGACAGAGACAGUGGUCCCCAGAUGGCAAUUGCAUGGAUUGAUCAGAUUGACCAGUCACAGUUGAAAAUAAAAAGUCACCCAAAGCACAUUCUUCAGCUCCGAGCUCCUCAGUUUGGUGCUGAGGAGAUCGAAGCUGUGUGACUUGAUGUUUCUCCUCACAAGUUUCAGUCCCCACAGCAAACCCCCAUACAACCCCCUGAACCACCCAUUGAGUUCUUACCUUUGGGGAGCUGUCAUGUUUUUAUUUUAUUUUUGCUUUCUGAAAAAAAAAUUAUAAUAAUAAAAAAAUAAAAAAUAAUAGUAUGAAUAGUAUGAAAGGAUAUAUAAAAAUAUAGUUAGUAUCUUUGUAGGAUAUAUACACACAAACCUCUGUAAAGGCAAGUGUACCCCCUUCUGCACUGAUGUUCCAGGCGCUGGUUUUUAUUUGUCAGGAAAUACAAAAAGAAAAUGUAGGUAGUAGUACUGGUUAAGAUAUGAUUAGUAUAGUUUUACGUAAGUUUACAUACAUAAACGGUUGGAUUUGAGUCAGAUGCAUUGUAGGUUGAGUCUAGUUUCAACUUACGAUGGGUCAGGAAAAACUAUUGUAUGGUGAGGGACCACUGUAUAUAUAUGCACACAGACCUCCAGAAAGGCGUGUGAACCUUUCCUGCAGUUCAGGUGAUU